Capsella rubella is the source of this 1723-nucleotide messenger RNA. Its product is annotated as monooxygenase 2. NCBI's taxonomy places the organism in Eukaryota, Viridiplantae, Streptophyta, Magnoliopsida, Brassicales, Brassicaceae. The transcript has 7 exons. Gene Ontology annotation, molecular function: FAD binding. The record is from RefSeq and is a predicted model, not a curated record. The coding region runs from base 296 to 1624 and encodes 442 amino acids.
GAUAGAGCACAAUGAUAGAGCACAAGAGCUUUAGUCAAAAGCUUGUUUGCUUCAAGUGUAGACUUUGAAGCUAAGUGGCUUAGAGUUUUAAAAUUUAUUUUCGAUUAUUAUUAUUAUUAAUCUUGAAAUACAUAUGAGAAUAUAACGUUUGAAGUGCUGAUAGAUAAAGGUAGAUUACAAUGUGAUUAAUUUUACAAACAUUCGCAUAUGUUAUGGUUGUUGCAGAACCCUCCCUUUGGACCGGGACAUUUUAAGCUACAAUCGAUGUCUCUCUUGCAACUUAAAGUCUUGUCCAAUGUGUCAUUGGGGCUUACAUACUCUAGACUUGCGGCGGCACUUUCAUCGCCUCCAGAACCUUCACAUAUCAAAACAAGUAAAGCAGAGCUCUCUAACCAUGGAAGCAGAAGGCACUAGAGAUAUAGUCAUCGUCGGAGCUGGAAUCUCCGGCCUUGCCACAGCCGUUGGGCUUCAUAGGCUUGGGAUCAGAAGCACAGUGCUUGAAUCUUCUGAGAAACUGAGAGCAACAGGAUUUGCACUAUCUACUUAUUUCAAUGCUUGGAAGGCCCUAGAAGCUCUUGGUAUCUCUCAGCAUCUUCGUGAUCUCCAUGAUCGUCUUCACGGAUGGAUGGUCGGACCAAUCUCUGCUGAAACUCCUCCUAAAGAGAUGUUAUUACCAGACUUUGAAGAAUAUGAGGUUCGAUGUGUACAUAGGAAGAUGUUGUUAGAGGCUCUAGCGAGUGAGUUACCUGAAGGGACCAUAAGGUUCUUAUCUAAGCUUGUUCAUAUUGAAUUUUCUGGUCGCUACAAGAUGGUUCAUCUCUCAGACGGGAGUGUUCUCAAAACCAAGGUCUUGGUAGGGUGUGAUGGAGUGAACUCAGUGGUAGCUAAGUGGCUAGGCUUCAAGAAUCCGGUUACAACUAACCGGUUAGCAAUUCGAGGGCUUGCGCAUUUCCCAACAGGCCAUGGAUUUGAGAAAAGGUUCUUUCAGUUUUAUGGCAAUGGUGUUCGUUCUGGUUUCGUCCCGUGCAAUCAUAACAGUGUCUACUGGUUCGUAACUCACACGUCUACUAAUUUAGCCGAGGAGACAAGUCCGGAAAAUAUCAAACAGUUUGUGUUGGACAUGAUUAGAGACUUACCUAAGAACAUCAAGAAUGUUGUGGAGACCACUGAUCUUGAUAACAUGGUGAUGUCCCGAUUGAAAUACCGACCUCCAUGGGAACUUCUUUGGGCAAACAUUGCGAAAGACAACGUAUGCGUGGCAGGGGAUGCACUUCACCCAAUGACUCCUGAUAUAGGACAAGGUGGUUGCUCAGCCAUGGAAGAUGGUGUUAUCCUUGCUCGUUGUCUUGGUGAAGCUAUAAAAUUUAAGAAUCUUAAAGGUGAAACAGAAGAUGAGAAGGAGAGUUAUAAGCGGAUUGAAGUAGGUUUGAAGAAGUAUGCGGGACAAAGGAAAUGGAGAAGCAUUGAACUUAUAAUGGCAUCAUAUAUUGUAGGUUUCAUACAACAAAGCAGAGGGAAGUGUAUGAACUUGUUCACAGACAUGUUCCUUAGGUCUUUCCUUUCUCGGUUGCGGCUGAAAAUGUCUCACUUUGAUUGUGGAAGCCUUAGUAUUGAUUCUAAAUAAAAUUUAAAGUGUCUAUUAGUCAAACUAGUCAAAUUUCAUAAGUAUUUUAUUAUGAACAGUUAUAUAAGAAGAUGUAUCAUGAAAAUAUCUUUUUAACAA